This is a messenger RNA of Asterias rubens (European starfish), 8124 nucleotides long. RefSeq names its product COP1-interactive protein 1-like. The record is from RefSeq and is a predicted model, not a curated record. Gene Ontology annotation, biological process: spermatogenesis. The transcript has 46 exons. NCBI's taxonomy places the organism in Eukaryota, Metazoa, Echinodermata, Asteroidea, Forcipulatida, Asteriidae. Bases 159 to 7190 code for a protein of 2343 amino acids.
UUGCAGACGACUGUUGGAACGAUCAGUAAAUGGCAGCCGUUUUAAAAAUAUUACCGGCAAAAUUUAUGUUUUCGACGUUAAAUCAAGAGCUGUAAAUCUUGAUUAUUGUUGAAUAAACGUUCCAAGGAUGCAUAUCAUUUGACAUUUAACACCUGACAAUGGCGGAAUUUGGACGUGGGCGAAGCAGCAGUCCGCUUCGGACGCGGGCAGAGAGACCGUUCUUGGACUCGAGUGUUGGUGUAAAAUACAGCGUCUCUACGCCGUCUGUCCGCGCCGGAAGCCCCGUGGGACGGGGUCUUCAUGGGUCCGCUGCAGGCGGUGGAACUUCCCGUGCUAGUAAUGUCAGCGGUGCUGGCAGCGAAUCUAUGCAAGGUUUGAUGAAUGAGUUUCGUGAGCUUUACUUGAGUCGAAUGGAGAAACUGGAAGCAGAGGACAGUGGGCAUGAAGAAACGGCAAAGAAGAAGCUGCGCAUCUUACAAUCGUACAUCAGUGAUCUGACUGAACAGAACGACGUUCUUCUCCGGACAGUGGAGGAUUUGGAGAGGGAGGCUAAUGAUCGAGUCUCGUUACUGGAAGGGAAAUUACAGCAAGCUCAGACAACAGUAAAGGACACCACCAUCAAAUGCAGAGACGUGGAACACGAGUUGCGACUGGUAACAAUACAGAAGCAGAACUCAGAGCAAACCCUCCAUGACAUACAGCAUCGUUUUGACCGACAGACGGAGGAAAAUGAAGCAUUGCGAGAUGAAAACAACGACAUGAACCACGACCUGAAUAUCCUGAUUGGACUGAUGAGUGAAGCGAGGGCGACAGGCAAAUGGGAAUUUGGCAGGUUAGAGGCACUACGGAUCGUCUCCAAGGAUCAGGUCUUGGGGCCAGGGCCUCGAGACAUCCCAUCGAUCGAUGCCAUCAUGCAGGGUCAUAUAGAGGAGCUCAAGUCCCAGCUUGCCCAUCGAGAUGGACUGAUAGUCAAGCUGCAAAAUGAACUACAAAAUAGUCGAGAUGACAGAAUGAGCUCUGCAGAAGAGAUUGCACGCAGGGACGUAGUCCUCGACUCAGCCAAGUCGACAUUGUCAUCCAUCCACGGCAGGGAGCAGCAGCGGAUGGUUAGCGAAACGGAUAAAGACAUCACCAUAAUGAAGCUCAAGACCACACUGAGACAUGCUGAGCAGAAUAGAAAAGACGCUUUGUAUGAGAUGGUUGGCAAAGAAGAGAAUAUUGACAAACUCCGCUUCUUGGUGAAUGAGCUGCAAAAUGAGCUGGUUGUACGAGAUUCAGAGAAAGCCAGCCAUGCUCAAACCAUCUCUCUUCUGCAGGAGAAACAGCGACAGGGGUCUGACGAGGUGGCUCAUCUCGACCAGCGAAUCAGAAAUCUAGAAACAGAACUAAAGCAGUCACAUGACCAGAGAAGGAAAACAAUAGAGGAGGUUGGUGUCUUACAGUCCAGAAUAAGGGACAAGCAAGGCUCUUCCAAGGACAGUCACCAGCUUCUGAAACAAGAGCUUACCAGACGUGAUGAUACAAUCCAGCAGCUGAGGAAGGAUGUCCUGAGCCUACAGGAGCGACAUGAUAUUACACUGACAGAGUUGGAUUCACAGAAGAGAAGGGCACAUGGAUUACAACAACAGGUGGACAGGCAAACUAACGAGUUGGAAGCACAACAGAGAAAUGUCCGCAAUCUACAAGAUCAGAUGGAAAAGAAAUCCAGACAGUUUCAGAAGAAUGAGGCCGAGACCCACAACCUUGAGGAGGACUUAGCCACAGUGAGCCGGCAGCUCCAGUCAGCCCUGGAAGAGUCCUCCAUGAAGGAGAGAUCAAUGAGGGAGUUACAGAAAGAUCUUGGUCUGAGCCAGACUCGAUGCAACGAGCUGAAGGCACAGGGGGAGAAGCUGAAACAGCAGGUGUCCACUCUGACUGCGGCCUCAAAGGAUGCAAGGAAAGCACUCACUGAAGAGGUUGCAGAGAGGCAUGACAUCAUUAUCAACCUAAGGAGCGAGUUGGCCAUAUUAGAAGAGAAACACCAAGAGAGUCUUAUCCAAGUCAUGCAUAGAGGGGACAUCAUGCAACAACUCAGAUUAGACCUGAAGAAGACGACCACAGAGUUGGAAAACGCCAAGGAGGAACUCUCACAGACCGAGGGAGAAGCAAGUGAGCGAGCGGCCAAACUGCAGGCAGAACUGGUCAUCAAAGAGGGCGCACUUCAAGCCACUAAAGCAGAGCUAAUGAGCUUCCAGGAUAAUGUAUCAAAGAGCCAAUCACAAGUUCAAAAUCGAGAGGAGACCAUUCAGCGAUUGCAGAAGCAAGUACUGGAGUUCCAGGGUGAAUCUGGAAGGAGAGAAAACAUUGUACAGACCCUGGAGGCUGGAGUCACAUCUGCUCAUGAAGAGAAGCGCAGACUGGUGGAAGAGCUUGGUCGGAAAAAGAGCUCCCUAUCUCAGAUGGAGUCUGAGUUGAAGAAGACUAAGCAACAGUUACAGGAUGCUAUGGAGGAGAGUGGACGUCUGGCUGCUAGAAUCCAAGCAGCACAGAUCACUGCACAAAGUGAACAGGAUGUCAUGUCUAUUGAGGUAUUGCGUCGGGAUGAGGCAGUGCAGAGAAUGAAGAAUGAGCAGACAGCACUCAGGGAGCAACUUGUCAAGUCAGAGGAGAAACUUUCUAAGCAGGAGAUGGCCUUAGAACAAAUGAAACAUCAGAACAAGAUGGCCCAGAAUGAGAUCAAGAACAAGGAGGAGAAUAUAGCAAACAUGGACAGGCAGCUGCAAGACAUGAGGCACAUGCACACUGGUGCCAGGGAUGAAGUUGAACGGCUAGAGGAAGCACUGCAGGAGCUGAAUAGUGAGUUCCAGAUUCUACAGUCAAAUGAAGAGAGCCUCAACCAUAAGGUUCAGAUGAAAGAGGAUGCAAUUUCUGAAUUGACAGCGGACGCCGAGACGCUUCAUCAGCAGCAUAAAGAAUUCCUGGCCAAGAUUGCUGAGCGUGAUGACGUUCUUCAAAAGCUGAACACUGAGCACACUAAACUCAAGAAUAGAAGCCAGGAGAAAACCAGCGAGAUUCAGCGCCAGACCAACAUGAUGAAGAGACUUGAAGACUCCAUCACUAAAUCGCAGCUUGACAUGGAGGAAAUGAGGAGGAAGAACCAAGAAGAGUUGUCCCGGCGGGAUGAGAAUCUAACCCAGAUGAGAGAGGACUUGAUGGAGUCCCAGCAGCAGUACACUGCAUGUUAUAAUGAGGUUAUGAAACUGGAAGAUCUUUUGGAUCGCGUCCGAGCAGAGAGUUCCAAGCUGCAGAAGCAGGCAGAGCAUGAUGCUGGCGAGCUGCUGCGACUUGCUGAACGCUCCCAGCAGCAGGAACUGGAUCUAGCCAUCGUCCAGGAGAAACACAGGACAUGCCAGCGAGAGGUCGGGAGCCGGGACCAGACUAUACUGAGGCUACAGGCCGACCUGGAUACCGCUCAGCAGCAGUACCAGGGAUCCUUGGAAGAGCUAGCAGCAUUUGAGGAGGAUCUGCAGGAAGCCAGGUCAACGCUUAAAGGUCUUCAGGGUGAAGCUCGUGACCUCAGGGAUGACCUGACACAAAGGCAAAGAAAGAUUGCUUCUGAUGAGAAGCUGAUACAACAGCUGCAAGAACAGAAUCAAGCUGCCAGGAUGGAGAGUCAAACCCACCUGGCUGAGAUCGGCCACCAACAGACUUCCGUCCAAGCCGCUAAGCAGCUCCACACCGACGACGUUCGCAGCUACUCCAUGCAGGUCAACGACCUCAAGCACGAGCUAGAGGACACUCAGUCCCAGCUGGAUAGGAGCGAGGGGUUGGCUCAGCAGUAUAAGGGCACCAUCGAGAGUCUGAAGGGGGACCUGGCCAACACACAACAGCUGCAUAAGAACGCUGCAGAGAGGAUCGAGCAGACAAACCGUGCUCUCGAGCGUCAGGAGGAUUCCUACAGCCGAGCCAGACAGGACAUCGCCAAGCUGGAGGAUCAGCUCCAGCAUGCACAGUACGUCAUCCAGGAGGUGACUACAGAGCUGGGCAGUUACAAGGAGCGGUACAGCCAGAGUGUGGAGCAGCUCCAGAGAGCGGAUACAAGCUCUACCAUGACGAUAAGAGGCCUGGAGAAACAAGUCUCCGAGUGUCAGGGCAAGAUCAAAGAGCGAGAUGAAACGACGGAGAGGCUACGACGGUCCAUCACUGACUUGGAGCUUCAGCUGAACGAUAAGACAGACCACGCUGAGAAGGCAGAGAAGGUGAUAGACACCCUUACCAAGGAGCUUGAUAAGAGCCAGGGGGAGUUGAGGACCACUAAGGAGAGACUGGAGACGGGCGAAGAUAACAUCGAGAACUUGAAAGAAAAACUGCUGGAAAAACAACAACAGUCUGCCCAGUUCCAGGAACAAGCUCACAAGCUCCAAGCUGAUCUGAAGUCUUACAAGGAGGACCACAAGCACAGCGUAGAAGAGGUGAAUGAAAGAGAUGAAAACAUGCAACAAUUUCAAGUCAAUGUUCGCCAUUUGGAGAGUGCCCUCUCUGGCAAGGAGAGAGACCUGGUUGACCUGAGAGGUCGGCUAGAGGAUAUGACCUCUGACCUAGAGGAUACAAGAGGGCGACUGGAGGAAGUGGAAAAGCAACAACAGGAUUCGGAGAAAGUUGUGAAACAGCAGCAGCUCAGUCUGGCAUCCAAUAGCCAGAAGCACAAAACAGAGAUCUUGAAGUUUGAAGAUCAGCAGAAGCAGCUUGAGUCUGGCCUGUCUGAUGCCAAGAGGUCCGCUAAAGUCCUGGCCCAGGAACUAGAGAAGAAGAGGGAAGUCAUCACCAAGAAAGAUGCAGAGUUAUCAUCGGCUAAAGAUAACAUCAAGAUGAAAGUGGAUGAGAUUGAACGUCUGGAAACAGCAGUCCACAGCCUAAAUGAGGAAAUCCACCAGGUACAAUCCAGAGAGAGACAGAUGCAGAAUGACAACUCUAAGCUGCAGGGGGAGGGUAGGCAACUGAAAGAAGACCUUGUUGAGGCCAGACAGCAGUACAGAGAGGCAGCUCAAGAGCUAGCACAUCACGAAGAGAAGCUGAACCUAAUGGAGAGCAGCCUCCAAUCCACCCAGGAGCAGCUCAGUAACCGGGUCACCGAGGUCGUCCGUCACGAACAGCUUAAUCGACGUCUCCAGGCUGAGCUGCGAGCGGCACGCGACCAGAUCCAACUCCUGGAGGAGGAGGCCGAGGAACAGCAGAGCAUGGUGGAGGGACUCCAGAGGGAGUUGGCAGGAUCAAGGGAAGAGCUUGAAGAGGCCUCGGGUGAGCUUGAGAGAUGGAAGAGCGAGGCUAGGGUGUUGAGUGAACGAGGCAAGGAGGCGGAAGCGCAGUUGAAGGCGGCGCAAGAGCAGCUUUCAGAGCAGAGCAGUGAGCUGCAGGAACAGAGGGAGGAAUUACACGCAGAGAGACAGCGGUUUGACGACGCUAGCAGAAAGCUGCAGGAGUAUAAAGUACAGCUGGGCGAGCUGGAGGAAGAGGCUGAAUCUUUCAAAUCACAGAUGAAAGAAUCGGACUCAAUGAUGUUUGAAAAGGACAACCAGAUCACCACCCUAGAGGAGGAGCUAGCCUCCUUACAGUCCAAACUCCGCGGUCUCAGUGAGGACCUGAGUGAAAGGGAGGGCCAACUCCACGUCGUCCGGAUGAACCUAGAGACUUCGGAGCAGCAGAAUCGUCGUCAUGCGCAGUCCGUGUCCCGCUACGAGGAGACGUUGACUCAGCUGCAGGCCGAUCUGGAGAGGAGCCAGGAGGAGUAUCGAAGCGCUCAUGCUGAGUUAAUAGAGAACCAGCAGCAGGUCCGUGAUAUGAGAGUGCAGCUGAGUGAAGUACAGGGCCAGCAUAAGGAAGCCAUGAACCAGCUAGGAGAGAGAGCUACACUCGCUGCUAAGCUACAAAAUGAACUAUCAAGAGCCGAUAAGCAGAAUCAAUCACUAUCUGAAGAGGUCGGUAUCUACGAAGACAAGAUGCGCAAACUCCGUGGUGAGAUUCAGAAAGUGCAGGAUCUGAACCGUCAGAGUGAGAACGAGGUGCGUAACUACGAGACACACAUCCAGGAGGUGAGCAACAAGCUGAGCCAGGCCAAUGAGAAGCAUCGCUACAGCGUUCAGGAGGUCGCCAUGAGGGAGGAACAGAUCGUCGUCUUGAAGGUGGAGGUUGCAUCGCUUCAGGAGAAGUUCAGGCAGCGGAUUGACGAGAGUGACAAACUACAGAAAGAGGCCAACGACACCAAGCAGAAGUAUCUUGAGCGAUGCAAGGAGAAUGAGCGUCUUAGGACGUCACUAGAGGAGGCCAGGUCCAAUGGGGACCGUCUGCACAGCGAGAGUGAACUGGUCGUCUCUAACGUCAACUCAUGGGUGCAAAGCCAGAAAGAUGCCAACGAGAAGCUGGGAGCCAAGAUCAAAGAGCAGAAUCAAACAAUACGAACCCUCAACAAUGACAAAGAUCAGCUCCUGGAGAGUGGUGAGGUCCUCCAGCAGACGGUCAAUCGUCUCAAGCUGGAGAAUGAGGAUCUGAGGGUAGCUGCUGAGCGCUUCAAAGCACUCCAGAGCCACUCAUCACAUCAACAGCUGCUUCUACAACAACUCAAGAGCAGACUGGAGGAACAUGAGACCGACCAGGAGCAGGAGAUCUCAGAGAAGCUGUUUACCAUCGAGGACCUCCACGCCCGACUCCAAGCCAACGUCUCUACCAUCCAGCAACUGAACAAACAGAUACAAGCCCUGAAGCAAGAGACGGUCAGACAGAGGUCGGAGAUGGAUCAGGAGAGAUUGAGUAGACAGAAGCUACAGAUGCAACUUGAUAGCAGGGAGCAGGCUAUAAACAACCUCAAAGCACAGUUGGAGUCGGAUAAGUACCAGCGAUCAGUGAAUGGUACCACACCACGGCGUGGUGAAGGGACGUACACGCAGAGCGGUCUUACAGACUCAGCCUACACCUCAGGGGCUGCUGUGGAGAAAGGACGACAACGCCAAAGCAAAGACAAGGUUCAGUUGGCAUUGAACAGCGCCCUUAAGGACACGGGGGUCAGCGACCCCAACACACUGGAUAAGUCCUACUGGAUCCAGCGCGUUGGCGACCUGUCCGUACAGCUGCAGCAGAGCAGUGAGUUCUGGUCAGACAAGGUGAAAGAGCUGUCUAGGCACCAGGGAAGAUCACGAAGCCCCUCCCCUCACAAGUGACCACCGGAGUGAAGUGAAGAAAAAGGUUUGCAGAAUAGAAAAAUAACUAACGGUGAAAUUGCUGUAUCUAUUAACUGAUUAAAACAAUUACUAUGACCCCAAGCUGCUUAAAUAAGGACCAACCCAACACAGUACUAUCUCAGCCUGCUCAGGUUUCCAUUUAUACACCUGGGUUAAGAGACGCAAUAGACCAAAUUAAAUAACCCUUAUUUUGCUAUGAAAGUCGCCCUCUUGUAGGGCAAACUGUAUGCGCGUCUCAACGCGUACAUCAAGUAAGCACGCAGCGUUCCCAGUUUGAUUUCUACUGCACAUGUACGCGCACCCCCACGCACACACUCACAUUCGCCAUGUUGUACGGCAGAUAUUUGAGUAGUGACGUCAUAUUCAUUACGGUCUAUUAUGGUCUAGUGCCGUGUUCAAUUAGCACAUGUGCCAUCACAUCCAAACCGUCACUCACUGAACAAUCGGCCAUUAGGACUUGAGUCCGAUGUGGCAGUAGGCCACAUGGCCAUGACAGCUUGUACACUUCUUUUCAAAAUUCCAGCCUCAUUUAUUUUAGUUUCUUUGCACUUUUAUUUAUAUUUUGGUGAGGCAACUUUUUAGAAUUUACUAGAGUGUUACACUGCAUAGUUUAUAAACUUUUUCCUCUGCCGUUUCGUAGUCUAUAUAUUGUAUAUAAUGGAGUUUUAUUUAUAAUUAUAUGUAAAAAGAAUACUAUAAAUCACACGUCCAUUUCAAAUAAAAUAUUUGACAAAUAAUAAUUUAGGAUUCUUAAAAACUCUUUUUAAUGAAAUGAUAGGACAUUAUUUUAACAAUAAUUGUUUAAUACUUUUUUUUACUGUAAAUUAUUUUUGGUUAUUAUAAUGGUGACAAGGAUUUACUACUCUAUGCACAGAAUGCGCUGGGUGACAGCCAGAUUCCUUGUGGCCUCAGG